CAACGCGGGACAAUACGAGAUUGCGCCUGCGCGCGCUGGUGCAGGCGGUACUUCCGCCAGUGCUGGCUGUCAGUCACAGCGGUAUCCGGUUCUGCUGCGUUACGUAGCGCUUUAUCGUCGCUCGGUUUCUGCGGGCUGGGAGUCGGGCUCCCAAGUCGGGCGCCUGGAGUGGAGGGUCUUAGUCAGGCUUCGAGCUGCUGCCCGAGCCCUUCCAUAGGCAGCCGGAAGAACGGAGAAACCGAAAGGGAGUCGCGUGGCUCGGCUGCUCCGCACCAAGUUACCGCGCUUGGCUCGGCCGCUUUGCUCCGCCCGGCUUUCUCUUUCGUUUUCCUCCGGCGGGGAAAAGCUGAAUUUAUCUUUGUCUGUGGACUGAGCUGGAACUUGUCCGUGCAAGAAGUGGUUUUUGGAGAAGUGAGUCACAAGGAAUUAAAGAUGAGUAAGAGCAAAGAUGAUGCCCCUCAUGAACUAGAAAGCCAGUUUAUCUUACGCCUGCCCCCAGAGUAUGCCUCUACUGUGAGGAGGGCAGUGCAGUCUGGACAUGUCAAUCUGAAAGACAGACUGACCAUUGAGUUACACCCUGAUGGGCGCCAUGGAAUUGUCAGAGUGGAUCGAGUUCCAUUGGCCUCAAAAUUGGUAGACCUUCCCUGUGUUAUGGAAAGCUUGAAAACCAUUGAUAAGAAAACCUUUUACAAGACAGCAGACAUCUGUCAGAUGCUUGUGUCCACAGUUGAUGGUGAUCUUUACCCUCCUGUGGAAGAACCUGUUGCCCCUGCUGAUCCCAAAGCAAGCAAGAAGAAAGAUAAGGACAAAGAGAAAAAAUUUGUCUGGAACCACGGAAUUACUCUGCCUCUAAAAAAUGUCAGAAAGAGAAGGUUCCGGAAAACAGCAAAGAAGAAGUAUAUCGAGUCUCCAGAUGUGGAAAAAGAAGUGAAGCGGUUGCUGAGUACAGAUGCAGAAGCUGUCAGUACCCGUUGGGAAAUAAUUGCUGAAGAUGAAACAAAGGAGGCAGAAAAUCAAGGCCUUGAUAUCUCAUCUCCAGGAAUGUCGGGCCAUAGGCAGGGCCAUGACUCAUUAGAACAUGAUGAGCUCCGAGAGAUAUUCAAUGACCUCAGCAGCAGCAGUGAAGAUGAAGAUGAGACACAGCAUCAAGAUGAAGAAGAUGUGAACAUCAUUGACACUGAGGAAGAUCUGGAGAGACAGCUACAAGACAAGCUAAAUGAAUCAGAUGAGCAGCACCAAGAAAAUGAAGGAACCAAUCAAUUGGUUAUGGGGAUUCAGAAACAGAUUGAUAACAUGAAAGGCAAGCUCCAAGAGACCCAGGACAGGGCAAAACGCCAGGAAGAUCUCAUCAUGAAAGUAGAAAACCUGGCUCUUAAGAAUAGGUUUCAAGCUGUGCUAGAUGAACUCAAACAAAAGGAAGACCGGGAGAAGGAACAGCUUAGCUCUUUACAAGAAGAGCUAGAAUCACUCCUAGAGAAGUGAUAAUGUUGAUGCUUCAUUUCAUCCUCAGACUGGUCAGCAUUGGAAAAAAUUGUUUUCAUCACUUGGACUGGCAGUAGUUUUUAUUCCAUAUACUGUUAGAAGUUGAGUUAUGUUGGUUGUUUUCAAAACCACUGUGCUGGGUUUUCAUUCUUUACGAAGUAGGAUUGCAUAGGCAGAAUAAUUGCUGUAGGAAAGUUAUAGAAUUAGUGAAAUGAUCAAUUCCAUUUUAAUCACUUCACUGCAGGGCUGUGUUACUAUUUGUCUAUUUUCCAGAAACUUCUGUUUUGUGGUGCUAAGAUCAGUAAGAAGCUAGUUUGGAGCUAGUGGAGUUAAUGUAUGUUUUUUUUUAUACAGUAGCUACUGUAGGGGCAAAUUCCUAUAUGUUGUUUCUAACACAAUAAAAACAACUAAUUUUCACUUUA
This is a messenger RNA of Nannospalax galili (Upper Galilee mountains blind mole rat), 1904 nucleotides long. It is a transcript of the gene Taf7, whose product is annotated as TATA-box binding protein associated factor 7. The record is from RefSeq and is a predicted model, not a curated record. Gene Ontology annotation, molecular function: RNA polymerase II general transcription initiation factor activity. The transcript is spliced from 2 exons. NCBI's taxonomy places the organism in Eukaryota, Metazoa, Chordata, Mammalia, Rodentia, Spalacidae. Gene Ontology annotation, biological process: RNA polymerase II preinitiation complex assembly; transcription initiation at RNA polymerase II promoter; regulation of transcription by RNA polymerase II. Bases 433 to 1482 code for a protein of 349 amino acids. Gene Ontology annotation, cellular component: transcription factor TFIID complex.